Molecule: messenger RNA, 1715 nt
Organism: Medicago truncatula (barrel medic)
Lineage: Eukaryota; Viridiplantae; Streptophyta; Magnoliopsida; Fabales; Fabaceae
Product: zinc finger CCCH domain-containing protein 16
Exons: 10
Coding region: 140-1321 (393 amino acids)
Molecular function (GO): metal ion binding
Source: RefSeq, a predicted model, not a curated record
CAAUUUUUGUUUUGACAGUAAAAUCUACGCGAUCUUUGAAAUCUUAUAGUAAAUUGGUAUACAUUUUUGUUCGGUAAUUUUGUUAUACCUUUUCUUUACUAGAAGAACGGUAUUGCGGUUUGAAGUGUGAAUUUAAGCAAUGAGAGAAAUUUGUCAACACUUCCUGCGAGGCAGGUGUAGAUUUGGAACUACUUGUAGAAACAUUCAUCAACAACAACAGAGAACAUCUAAUAAUAAUGGGUUUGGUGGUGGUGGUGGAGGAGGACAACAAAAUACAAACCCUUUUGGAUUUGGUUCUACCUCUACCUCUGCCUCUAACAACCACCAACCAAAGACCAACCCUUUUGGUUUUGGUUCACAAAACAAUGGGGCUCCUCGUUCUGAUUUCAAACCAAACCAAUCCCAGCCUCUUGAAAACAACAAAUGGAGUCGGUCUUCAUCCAAGCCCCAGAACGGCACUCCACGUCAGUCUGAUAACAAUUCUCAAACAGUGAAUCAUAAAUGUACAGAUCCCGAGGCUUGCAAGCGCCAGAUUGUAGAAGAUUUUCAGCAAGAGAAACCACUUUGGAUUCUUACAUGCUAUGGUCACUGUAAAGGUGCUCCUUGUGACAUUGUUGGAGAUAUUAGCUAUGAAGAAUUACGGGCAGCGGCUUAUGAGGAUAAUAAGAAAGGAAUGAGUUUGCCACAAAUUGUUGAGAAAGAGAAAAACAUAUUACAAUCCAAGUUGGUUGAGUUUAACAAACUACUUUCUGAACCCUACAAAAUGCCUCUGACGUCUUCUCUCAACAUUCAAAACUUCCAAUCCAAUGGAGCCAACGUAAAUGCCUUUCAACCAGCCACUCAAAACUUCCAAUCCAAUGGAGCCAAUGCAAAUGCCUUUCAACCAGCCACUCAAAAUAAUGGUCCUUUAUCAGUCUCAAGCUUUAGCCAACUGGGUGCUUCACUGAACCCUGGCUUUGGAAGGCCUUCUGCACCAUUAAUGAGUACUCCGGUGCAGCCUAGUUCCAUUGGAGGUGGAGGAAACUUUUUCACACCCAACUCAGGAAAUCUAUUCGGCAGUGGAAUCUCUGGUGGUCAAGUCAACCCCUUUCCUACACCAGUGGGGUUGACAGGGUUUCCAGGUUCUACUUCCCAGUUCCAACAACCACCCUUUGGGUUCAAUAACACUAGCUCCACUACAAUGUUUCAGACAGCACCAGAUGUGCAGCUAAAUACGUCCCAAGUGGAGAAUGUGUCUGUGGAUGAUAGUAUCUGGUUAAAGGAGAAAUGGAAUCCUGGAGAGAUUCCAGAACAAGCUCCUCCAGAUAGAUUUGUUUGGUAGACAUCUGUGUAUAGGCAUGUGACACAGCGGUUAGGCGUAUUUUUAGGUCCUUUCUUGGUUGAAUUAUCAACUGGUGGAUGAACAACAAGAAAUGAGGAGGCAAAAGCAAAGCUUCAAUCACAGUUUUCCCGAAGUCCUUGAUUGAUACUGAUUACAAUCCCCUUAGUUAUGUUUUUUUUGUUUUCUUCCUGAAAAAAUCAUGUCAUAUGCGGAUAGAAAAAUAGUUUAUAUAGUUUGCUAGAAUCCUAGCUUGCACGAAAUCAGUUUAUCCUUUUUCUUUGUAACAUGACAAAAAUUAUGCUCCUAAGAAAGAAAAAUUUCAGUUUUGGGGACAAAUUCAAGUCCAUUUGAUACAAGGUGUGAAGUAAUUUUUUUUAUAUUUUUCUCUUAUCAA